AUGAAGUCCGAGGGAGGGCGAAGGAAAAAGCUGCAACGAGCAGUGAGGACACUAUGGGAAAAAGAAGAUAUCAAGCGCCUUGAGAAAGAUUUGGAUGAUAUCCAGAGGUUGCUUCAAACUGCUGGCCUUGUUCACAAUGUAAACAAAAGUCGUCGAUGCGAGGCUCUCACCAAGGAACAAGCGGAGAAGUUACACAAGCUCUGCGACGAAUGUCACCUAUCAUUUGACGAUAUCCGACGUGAUGUCGCCGAGCUUAAGGGGCUUGUCAACGACGAAGGCAGCGUAACGCGUAAAGUGAUUAGCGAGCAAGCAACGUCGGCAGAAAGGCGCGUUACUUACGAACGGCUUCUUGACAGCCUGGCUUUCGAAGCCAUGAAUUCGCGAAGCAGUUCGCGAAGUCUCAAAAUUGAAGAAGGCACAUUUGAGCACCUGCUCGUCGAGAAGGUUACCGGCGACUGGGAUUGCUUCAUCGUCUGGCUACGGACUGGGAACGGUCUAUACUGGGUUAACGGCAAGCCUGGUAGUGGCAAGAGCACAUUGAUGAAAUUCCUCAUCGAACAUGAUGCGACAAUGAGAGAGCUGCUUCGUUGGACAAAGGGCAAAGAACGAUUUGGAGAAGGACCAAAGGGAUACUUACUCACAAUCUUGCAUCAAGCAUGGAUGGAAGAUGAGGACGUUGUGACCGCUCUCAUCCAACACCACCCACAGUGGAAGAAAAAACGGUCCCAGAGCGACUGGUCCCCGAAGCAAUUGGAGGAAGCAUUGAAGACAACCUUCCAGGCUACUGGAUACAGCUAUUGUAUCUUUGUCGAUGGGAUUGAUGAAUGUGGCAAUCAAGGUACCGGGAGUCAAGAUGAGGUUCUUGAUCAUAUUGACACGCUCGGGCAAAAGUCGAAUAUCAAGUUCUGCGUAUCCAGCCGGCCAGAGACCAUCUUCAGACAAAGGCUCAAUCAAUAUCCUAAGCUCAGACUGCAGGAUUUGAACAGAAUUGACAUCGAGCUAUUCGUGGAAAAGACCUUCGAGCGAAGACUGGGUGCUGGAAUCCCGAUGGCGGUUGACGAUUACGAGUUGUCGCGACUGCGUCGAGAUCUUAGCAACUGGUCGGAAGGUAUAUUUCUGUGGGUGAGAUUGGCUGUCAAGACUGCGCUUGACGGUAUCCGCAACAACGACAACUUGGAGGAGUUAAAAGCCCGUUUGCAACAAGUGGCUGGAAAUCUCGAGGCACUUUACCAAAACAUGUGGGAUCGACUCAAUGAAGGGAAGAAACUAUACAGAACGGAGGCUUCUCUGAUCUUGAACCAUGUGCUCGCCUGUUUGGGAUUAUACGAUUUUGGAUCAACUGGAGCUGGAAAAUGUUCGGUUCUCGACGUCUUGUUGCUACUGGAUCGAGGUGUGAGACAAACGCAUCUUGAGUUGGGCACCCUACCGUCACAUAUCGAAUUAAGGCAAAAGUGUGAAUCGGUUGAACACAGAGUCCUCACGCCAACCGAUGUAUCAGAAAUGCGAACGACAAGGACUUCGGGACAACCGCACAUGCUCAAAAAAUAUUAUUACAACAAGAUCAGACUCAUACAUCGAACUGCUCGAGACUUUCUUCUCGACACUCAAGCCAGCCGAGAACUCCUAUCACACCACCCAUGGACCCGUGCUGAAGCUCUUGCCGUAUACCUCCAAACCGAACUCGUUGCUCUUCGUACUGGGAUUAUCACAGCGAAUUUGAUGAAGGUAGUAAGGUUUCUCCAAAUUAUGCGACUGGCAGAGCUUGGUGUCAACAGCGUGCCCUUGCUAAAUGGCCUGGACCUGGCAUGUACUCUGGACGCUCCUGGAAGUGGUUCUGCCAAAAAUGCUAAACAUUGGGUACUUCGUUUGGAGGCAGGGGAUCGUCCGACACUGGGUCAUUCGCUUGAUUUUGUCGGCCUCGUGGUCGAACAUGGUCAUCUCGAAUACCUGGAUCACAUUUCAGGCGGUGAUUUUCGCCAGUUUGGGGCCGAUUAUCUCGAUUACCUGAUGCUCUUGGUGUCUAACAAUCGACGUUACGAUCCUUCUGCCCCUCGUGAUGCUGAUGUACAACUGCCACAACCGAGGAAAACCCUUGAGCAUUUCAUUGAGCUCGGUGGCUCCUCGAGUCACAUAUACUGGCCAGGUCGGGGUCCGGUCGCAAUCUUAACCACUCCGUGGAUUGCUUUUAUGUUGAACACCCUUCGAUGUACAACAUAUCCUAAAAACGCUUACUGGUCGUGGUCUGACUACGCAGCGCCACGCUUUCUAGAGUCUCAUGCUGACAUAUCCACCAAUUUCAUUAUUCAGAAUGUCUGGAGGAUGUUCAAUAAUGUGCCAAUGCAUGACUUCGUCAUGAGCGACCGACCCCGACACUAUUCGCCAGCAGAUAUUAGCCUCUCGGGGUACUUCAAAGAACAUUUACAUGAUUCUGCCACGCCUUCAAUGGCGCAGCAGCACCCUUUUCGAGAACUCUCCAUGGACGAAUUUGAAGAUCGUUUGAGGAUAGCCAGAUACAUCCCCCAAUAUCAACUCGAUCGUACUGUCCACGAAUACGUCGUGUGGUUCGAGGUGAACGGAGUGUUUGUGGUACACUAUAUUCAGCGAAAACUUGGGCGCAAAUGGCGCGAUUUGGGAUCGCUAGAUUCAUCAAGUAUAGGUUCACCUCAUCAAGAACCUCUUUGCGUAUGUCUCCCAAGCAUAGACGUCGCUGCACUUCCCAGCCCUGACGACUCCAUGGCACUCGUCGAAGCUUAUGAAGCAAUGGAAGAAUCUGUUUUGCGAAGUGACCCGUUCGAGCGAGAAUGUCACCAGAAAGUGAAAGAAAUAUUCGGUCGCAGCAGAAAAGUGGACAUGUGCCGCUAUCUCCUUGCCAAAGGCUACAUCAAGCAUCCCGGUGAUCCGGAGGUUCUUCGAGAAGCACCACCGAUGUUUCGGGAGGACGACAGGAACGGUUCUGAGGAAGACGCUGAGCCGGCCAUCCCGGACGCAGGAAGUCCUGGGAUGGAGGAUAAAGACAGCUUGGACGGAGACCUUGAUGUGUCUAAUGACUCUGAUCCCGAAAUCAAGCCAUUCGAGAAGCGAAUGACAGAUCUCUCUAUCUACUACGACGCCAACGAGACUUUUUCAGACCACGAUGUGUGA
This is a messenger RNA of Exophiala viscosa, 3141 nucleotides long. RefSeq lists its product as uncharacterized. Bases 1 to 3141 code for a protein of 1046 amino acids. The transcript has 4 exons. NCBI's taxonomy places the organism in Eukaryota, Fungi, Ascomycota, Eurotiomycetes, Chaetothyriales, Herpotrichiellaceae. The record is from RefSeq and is a predicted model, not a curated record.